CCCCUGACUGGCUGUGCACCGGAGGCGGUGGUUCAGGGGCCGCGAACCCAGGAAACCGGACACGUGGUAGCGAAGUGCACGGAGUUGGCGGUACCUGAAGGAAGGCCCCCGAAGGUGAGAGGUUUGCAGAACCUGGAGCAUUCACUUAGGAUGAAGCUGAAUCUUACCAAAGUGACUAAUGGCUGUCGCCUAGGAAAAAUAAAAAACCUGGGUAGAACCGGAGACCACACCAUGGACAUUCCAGGCUGCCUUCUGUACACCAGGACCGGCGCAGCCCCGCACUUGACCCAUCACACGCUGCGUAACAUCCACGGGCUUCCUGCCAUGGCUCAGCUUACGCUGUCGUCACUGGCAGAACAUCAUGAAGCCUUGGCAGAAUAUAAGGAAGGAGUUGGAAAAUUUAUAGGCAUGCCAGAAUCACUCCUGUACUGCUCCUUGCACGAUCCGGUCAGCCCCUGCCCAGCUGGUUACAUAACAAACAAGUCUGUGUCCGUGUGGAGCGUUGGAGGACGAGUGGAAAUGACUCCUUCCAAGUUCAUGGCCAUCCAGCAGGCACUUCAGCCAGACUGGUUCCAGUGCCUUUCAGACGGAGAGGCAUCUUGCGCAGGAGCAGCUCCCAUAAAAAGAGCCAGAAAGUCUGUUGACCGAUCACUCCUGUUCCUGGAUAGUUGCCUGCGGCUGCAGGAGAAGUCAGAGGUUCUUCAGAAAAGUGUGAUCAUUGGAGUGAUUGAAGGUGGAGAUGUGAUGGAGGAGAGGCUCAGGUCAGCACGAGAGACAGCCAAGCGGCCAGUUGGUGGCUUCCUUCUGGAUGGCUUUCAGGGGAAUCUGAUGACCCUGGAGACUGGACUACACUUGCUGUCAUCAGUCACUGCCGAGCUGCCGGAGGACAAACCAAGGCUCAUCUGUGGUGUCAGCCGGCCGGAUGAGGUGCUAAAGUGCAUUGAGAGAGGAGUGGACCUGUUUGAGAGUUUUUUCCCGUAUCAAGUGACAGAGCGGGGGUGUGCCCUGACUUUCAGCUUUGAUUUCCAGCCGAAUCCUGAAGAGACACUAUUACAACAAAAUGGGACAGAAGAAGAAAUAAAAUAUCUGGAUCAAACAAAGAAAAUUAAAACAACUGAUUGCACCCAAGAGAUGACAUCCUUUGAAAUUAACCUGAAGGAAAAAAAGUACCAGGAGGACUUUGACCCGUUGGUGAGAGGGUGUUCCUGUUACUGCUGUAAGAAUCACACUCGUGCGUACAUCCACCAUCUGCUGGUGACCAACGAGCUGCUGGCCGGCGUCCUGCUUAUGAUGCACAACUUUGAACAUUACUUUGGAUUUUUCCACUCCAUCCGGGAAGCACUAAGAAGUGACAGACUGGCGCAGUUGAAAGAGCUUAUCCUUAGGCAAGCAUCUUGAGACCUAGCAAACACAUCUGACUUAACCUGCAGCCGGAACCGGUGUUACAAGUGGGACGAAGAGAGAAAGAGAACUGGUGUCCCCAGUCAGGAGCAUCCUACCAAAUUCCUUCCCCACGAGGCUGAGGAGAUUUCUUCUACAGGCUUCAGUGACCUGGAUGGAUCAGAAGAUUUGAACCAUGACCUUUAACAUCUCUAGGCUAACUCUUUUAGUCCAUUCAUUUAGUCAUUAAAGACAAAAUCUCUAGACAUGAGAGGACAACCUCGAAGUGGAGCUGCCGAGAUUCUGAGGGUCCCCUGAGUCGGGUCGGAGAUUGCAGGCGUAUGACUGGUUGUGAGUAGCAUGACCCUGUGGACAUGUGCCUGUUGACGAGAAGGAAUCUGGCUGAGUCGAGAGUUUUCUUUUGAUCCUUAAACUCUAAGAGGGCUCCUUUCGACACUUCUGUCUUCUAAGCAGCCAGCCCUGGCAGGACAAUCAAGGAAACCUCUCUUGUGGCUUAACCAACAUCACAUCUCCCUGGACUGUGGGCUCACACGUUGGUCCUCUGAUCGGUUGGCCCAGGUCACAUUCUGUCAUUUGGCCACAUUGUUAAUUGUGACUUGUCUCCCUAGAGCUGAUGUAAUUGCCUGUUAGGAGCUGAAAGUCGCUGGGGUGCUUUCCUCUGGUCAUACAGCUCUGCGAUGACCUGUCUGUCCUCCAACGUCAUCAGUAGUCUGACCUCCAAAUGACCGCCCCCCCUUGUGGAGGUUCAUUUGCAGUGUGUUCACUUGGACUGAGCCCUGGCCUGGCAAUGACAGCGUCAGACUUCAGUCCUGCCCAGCUGUGACACCAGGGCACAUCACUUAGCCUCCCCUUGCCUCUUCCUCCUGAAUGAGUGGAGACAAAGGUGGUGGAUGGGACUAUCAGUCAAUGAACUUCUGAGAUUCCAUCUAGCUCUACAGUUUGGUAAACAAAGUUUUAGCUUAGAAUCACAGCCUUACUUGUCCUCCGUGUUUAUUGCCCGCCGUUGGCCAGGACUCAGGUAACAGUAGAGAUGUUGAGAGCCUCAGAGGAGAUCUGGCCUGUGCGUGUUGAAGUGUGUUGUAAAUUGGCCUCGGCAGAUCUCCAAAUCUUCGAGUUUUUUUUUCUGCUACAGGAAUGACAUUUGUGUUGAUGGCACGUCAGGUGGUUUUUAUUUUCUUCGUGCUUGUCUAUAUUUUUCAAGUUUUCUAUAAAGAAUACACAUGCACACAGUUUUUAUAAAAACGUUAACAAAAGCUCAGAGUUUUUUUGUUUUAUGGGGGGAGAAAUAACAUUUUACGUUCUUGUGCUGUGUUUUGCUGUUCAUUGUUUCAGUGGGCAUUACUGAGCAUUGCUUUAAAUUAUUAUGUACUUACUAUGUUUUUAUGAGUUGGGAGCCCAUGUGGUUCUUUUUUAUUAGUGGUAGUCAUAAGUUUUGAAUUCAUGGAAAUUCCUGUAACCUCUCCUCCAUGAAUGGCCAGAAGUUUCUGUUCUCAAAGAUUGGAUUGUUUUGAAAUGUUACAGAAUUGGGUAUGUUCAAAUGUUCACAUUUUUCUUCAAUGCCGAGUCCAUUGAGUUGGAGGAGUAUCAAUAAAUAUUCCAGAAUCCAUACAAAAUGGAUGUGUUUUAUUAUGUCUAAAACACUGAAAUUUCUGCCCAAGACUGUUUGAUCUUUCUGGGUCUUUUUCUUGUUAGCACAUUUGGAAAAAGUUUCUUUCCUUUAAUGUAGUAAAUCUAUGAAAGGUAAUGGCCAAUAAACAUUUUUAAUUAAAAAAAAAAAAAUUCACUGUGUAUUCCUUUCCAUAAAUGGUUGGGAGUGUAUUAAACAAAAUAUUAAAUUUCCAUGGUACCAGAAAUGUUCAAGAGAUUUCUCAUCGGAAAAUAACAUUUCUCUGCAUUGAUUCCAUCUGUGGACAUUGUUUAAGAGCACUCAUGCUAAAUGCCGAAUCCAAAAAAGAGAUCUUACUCAGUGACACACGUUGUGAAGAUUCCCUUGUCUGUCUCUUUAAAGUAAGCAAUUUAAGGCCUUGUAGCAUAUAUUAAAAAUAAUAAUAACCACAAUCAAGGGAACAUUGCUAAUGUGGCAGGCCCCUCAGUAAGUGCUUUCCGUACAUGUCUCAUUGUCCCUUGGAGCAUCAUCAUAUGGCCUGGGCAUUACUGGUCCUGUGUGACAGGUCUGAGCUUCAGGAAGGCUGAGUAGCCAGUUCUUAGAUUCCACUCCAGCGCUGUCCAGCCAAAGCUCAGUGGUUAGCCGUUGCCUGAAGUAGCUUCUUACAGGCUUGUCUUAGGCUUCGUGGACUGAAGGGGCUAGGAGACGCAAGAUCUGAGUAGUGAGGCCUCUGGCUCUGAGGUACAGGGUGCUUCAGGAGCCCUGCUGCAGCUCGGCCCUGGCUCCCACUCCCAGUGGGUAAUACCUGCCAUGUACACCCCGUGGUACCAUGGUGGCUCACAUAGGUGCUCAACAUGGUUGGUAUUCCAUGUCCCCAACCCCUCUAGUUUGGGACUGUAGCCACGCCCUAGAUGGUUUUCAGUGGCUUUGGAGACGGUGAUCAAUUCAAGUGGACUCUUGGGUAGUUAGUAGGAGUCUGAGGUUUACUAUGAAAACCCUGGUGGUGUAGUGGUUAAGUGCUAUGGCUGUUAACCAAAAGGUCGGCAGUUUGAAUCCACCAGGCUCUCCUUGGAAACUAUGGGGCAGUUCUACUCUGUCCUAUAGGGUCGCUGUGAGUCAGAAUUGACUCGACGGCAAGGGUUUGGUUUUUUGGUUUGGAGGUUUACUAUAUGGCUUAGGGGAGGGAUAGUUUGUUAUUCCCUGAGAAUAAAGGAACAAAUAAUAAAAUGGAAAGGAUCCUUUUAAAACGUUUUUUAAUCAAAUGCUUGUACAGUUAAAGCAUUUUAGUAAAAUCACAAACAAAGACCAUUAAAGGGUCAAGGCUAGAUCGUGUGAGGAACUCUUUUAUCCAGGAUGUUUUUUUCUGCAAAGGCAGCUUGGAGCUCACUGAGAAACCACAGAGUUAAAUGAUUUCCCCGUGCCUUCCUGAUUAGGAACAGGCUGCUCUCUGCAGUUUGAUUAGUCUCGCUUGUAGCUACGGGAUCACAGCUUAUUAAAACUGACGGUGCUGUGUAGGGCAGGGAGCCAGGAGGGUCAAAUUUACAUGCUGAGCCAGCCACGAGCAGGGCUCUGCCUUGACCUAAAGCUUUGCUGUAAUUGGCAUUCAUUUUAAUAAUCUUUCAGUUCUUGGCUUUCUUUUCACCCUUCAUGUCUCUUCCUCAUUUUACACAUUUUCUCUCUCUUUCUCACGAAAUCCCCAGAUUUAGGACCAUAUAACCCAAAUAGCAGUGGGCAAAGAAGAAUGAAACAAGCCCUGUGUAAGCAGUGUGAAUUAGGUAACCUUACAUUCUGAUUGCCCGUGACAGUCCUGGUUUAUGACUGUGGUCCAGGCCUAAUUACUAACAGCACACCCUUUUUCAAUCUCAGAAGUGCCAUAAUUUGGACAAGUUAUAUGGCCGCCCUAAUACGAGUGGGGUAGACUCGAACUAGAGAGCAGCUGCCCUCUGCAGGGAGGGACAGCCGCUACCCAUCUCGAGCUAAUGGCUGUCAGGCCAGUGUUGCCAGAUCUCCCAGUCUUCCAAGAGAAGCCCAAAAUCUGGAUUUUCAGAUGAAACCACACAAUUUUUAAAUGCUAGAUCAAUUUUUAGCAAAUACUAGCCAAACAAAUCUAGGGGCCCUGGUUUGCAACCUCUGCCCCAGAGCGUGGAGGGAAGGCGUUGGCAUCUUCAGCAUCUCUUAAUUUCUCCAAGACUGACCAACAAACACAGAAAAAGGACCUAUAGCUUCUAGUGCGUACAGCUGUUAGAUUUCCACCCUAAUAGAGUGCCAUGCUGUGCCAGCCGCAUCACAGGAUCCAGGUGACUCCCCAAGCCAGAUCUGCCAAAAGGGAAGUUACCUGUCAUCUUGUUCCACCAUCUGGUUUAUGGAUGAAAAAAAUUAGGCCUGGGAAAGAAAAAGUCACAGUCACUUGUCUUUCCUCACAAAGAGUUUAAAUACACACAUGCUUCUUUCCAGUAACCCCUCUGGCUCUCCUGCAGCUUACCCCUGUGUUCCACUGGGCUUGUGCCCUUCCAGCUCAGCAGUAGUUUCCCAGUCCUUGCUUUCUGAGGAUCCUUUCAGACUUACUGACCAGUUAGGACGAGGGCACCAGGGCUCACAUUGCACCUUGCAGCAUUAAUAGCGUAUUCCUGGCUGAUGCAGUGAGAGCUCAGUUACUGUUUGUCAAGUGAACGAGUGAACGUCCUCAGAGUGGCUGAGAUUUUAGCUAGCUGAGUGCUGGUUAGAAGCGGCUUGCAAAGCAGCAUGUGGUAGGACGCAUGCUGAAUGUCUCGUCAACGGUGGUUUGAUCUUACUCGAUGCUAGGCAAACUCCCAG
Molecule: messenger RNA, 5821 nt
Organism: Loxodonta africana (African savanna elephant)
Lineage: Eukaryota; Metazoa; Chordata; Mammalia; Proboscidea; Elephantidae
Gene: QTRT2
Product: queuine tRNA-ribosyltransferase accessory subunit 2
Exons: 9
Coding region: 151-1398 (415 amino acids)
Molecular function (GO): tRNA-guanosine(34) queuine transglycosylase activity
Source: RefSeq, a predicted model, not a curated record